AACUCUCCUCCCCAAAUCUCCAAUCCCCAAUUCCGGACGUCGUCGUCUUCUUCUUCUUCCUCCUCCGCUCGAGCGAGUUUCCCCAGGAGGACCGCCGAAUCGAUUCGCGAUUUCUCACCUAGAUCGCUGCUCCUACCAGAGAAGCUCACUCCUCCUCCUCCUGCCCCAGAUUUUCGAGGUUGACACCUGGGAAGAUCUUUUGUAACACGCUCAACGAUGUAUAUGAUGAGCACCUGAUCUGCUUGCACAUCUCAGUGUGUUCAGAUUGACUAGUACAAGAUUCCCAUGUCUGGCAAUCAGGCACAAUCGAGCGACUAUGAGCUCCUUGCCAGCCAACCGGAUGCUCAGUGCCUUGUUUGCACAAGACCUUUUACUUUGGAUACUGAGGUGACCAAUAGCUUUGAAGCUUUAGCCAUAUGCAGGGAGUGCAAGGCGACUGUGCUUAAUGACAAUGAAACAGAUGUUACAACCAGCAGCACUAAUCAGCAGAGACGACACAGAAGGCGGAGAUCCAGGACUGCAAGUCUUGGAUCUAGUGAGGAUGCAUUCUCACAGCAGUUCUCCCAUUUGAUCAAUUUAGCUAGACAAGGCCAUGAAGCAGAUAUUGAUUCUCCAACAGUUUUGCGCCAGCUGAUGUCUUAUAAUUCUACACCGAACCAAUCCCAAAGGUGGCAUGCUUCAGAUGAUGAGAGUGAUGGCCUCAAUUAUGCUGAUUCUGUGUUUGACGAUCAUGAAUCAAAUAUCAGUUUUGGUGACUAUGCUGAGGAAUCAGAUGCUUCUCUAGAUCAACAUAGCAUGGUGGGAAGGGUGAUUUCUAUUCAACUUGACAACGAGAGCUACAUGAAUACGGACACAGAUAUUGAUCCCAUGAACACUGGAAUAGAUCAGUGGGAUUCAGACGACCAAGAAGAUGAAGAUGUACAAUUGGAAGAGUCUGAUUUUGAUGAAGCAGUUGACACCAUGCGGCAGUACCAGCAGCAAUCACGUGGCAUUGGCCCAAGUGAAUUGGCCGGCUGGGAAUCUGAAGAGGGGGUAUGGGCUUGGAGAAUGACUGCGAGUCAAAGAGCAAAUAUGACUAACUUGAUGGCAGACAUGGAAGGACCAGAAAUCAGAACACCUUUUGUUGGGAAUCCCGGUGAUUAUGCUGAUGCAAGACAGUUUGAGAUGAUUCUUGAACAGUUUGCUGAGGACAACAAUUCCAGAAGAGGUGCUCCACCUGCAGCGACAUCCUUCGUUGGAAAUCUUCCCUCCGUGUAUAUCUCCAAAAGCCACGAGACAGAUGGUGGUGUGAUUUGUCCAGUAUGCAAAGACCCAAUGCCUAUCAGAACUAGAGCAAAGCAGCUACCAUGCAUGCAUCUCUAUCAUUCAUCGUGCAUCUUGCCAUGGCUUAGUUCUAGGAAUACAUGCCCAGUUUGCCGAUAUGAACUUCCUACAGAUGACCGGGAAUAUAAGAGGUCCGAGCAAGCUGCAACCAAUGAAAGAGACGAUCGUUUGAUAGAGGAACACACCCGUCUGCAAGAAUUUGUUGAAGAAAUUCCUGACGAACCAGAGGUUGAAGAAACUCACUAUACACCUAAUCGUGCAGUGGAAGAGACUAAUACAAGUGAACAUGGUGCAGAGCAGUCAGACAGAGCACAUGGCCGCAGAAGAUGGCUCUUUAUUGCAGCUGCUCCGGUCGUUAGCUUUGUCGGUUUAGCUCUAGUUUUGUGCUUUGCAAAUCCUGCUAAUAGUGGUAGAAGGCAACAGUGCCGUGGAUCGCAGAGUAGUUCUGCACCACAUGUAGACACAAAAAGAAGUUGGUGGUCCAUGUUCUAGAUAUCCAGUACAUACAUGCUGAUACCAAAUUUACUGUGUGAUGGCACAUGAUUGUUGGCAGUGCUUUCUCAUAAAAAGUUUGAUUUGAAGUUUCAAUCAAUGUGAUCACUGAUGUGAUCCAUUGAGUUGUUCCUGUAACCGAGUUCAAACACAUAAUUUGUCCACCACUUUGGUUAGUUCA
Messenger RNA from Brachypodium distachyon (stiff brome), 1996 nucleotides. RefSeq lists its product as uncharacterized. Gene Ontology annotation, molecular function: ubiquitin protein ligase activity. Lineage: Eukaryota; Viridiplantae; Streptophyta; Magnoliopsida; Poales; Poaceae. The record is from RefSeq and is a predicted model, not a curated record. Gene Ontology annotation, biological process: protein ubiquitination. The transcript has 2 exons. Bases 286 to 1815 code for a protein of 509 amino acids. Gene Ontology annotation, cellular component: cytoplasm.